AUGCUUUACCACGAACACAUGCCUGGACUAUACCGCGUCGUUGGAUUUGAAGUGAAGCCACGCUCGAUAAAAUCUGUUCAAUUCAUAAAAGACGGGGAGUGCGCUGGACUUGAGAAAGAGACAAACUAUUAUGAAUUGAGAGAAGAAGACCAGCACAUUCAUUGGACCUAUAGUGUUACAUGGGAGCCCAGCGAUAUUCCGUGGGCUAGUCGAUGGGAUGUCUACUUGUCAGUCAAAGCAGUUGAUAUUCACUGGUUCAGUAUUCUCAACUCGAUUGUCGUUGUGUUAUCGCUGAGCGGUUUCUUGAGUGUGUCCAUUGUACGUACUGUGCGCCGUGAUAUCGCUCACUAUAACAAAGACGAAGCCGAGGACGACACUCUUGAAGAGACGGGUUGGAAACUUGUCCAUGGCGAUGUCUUUCGCCCUCCACCACAUCAGAUGAUUCUUGUGAACAUGGUAGGAACUGGCAUACAACUGCUUGGAAUGGUUGGGGUCAUUGUUUUCUUCGCAAUGCUUGGAAUGCUAUCACCAGCGAGCCGUGGAUCACUUAUGUCAGCGGCUGUGUUCCUUUUCUCUUUCAUGGGCCUUGUCAGCGGUUACCAAGCUGGUCGUCUAUACAAGACGUUGAAAGGUCGCAACCCAAUAAGAUGUGCAAUUCAGACUGGAACACUCUUCCCAUCGCUCAUUCUUGGAAGUGGAUUUGUGCUCAACUUCUUCCUUAUUGGCAAACAGUCAUCAGGAGCU
Cooperia oncophora is the source of this 744-nucleotide messenger RNA. Lineage: Eukaryota; Metazoa; Nematoda; Chromadorea; Rhabditida; Trichostrongylidae. The record is from the annotation of a GenBank genome assembly.